Dovyalis caffra is the source of this 450-nucleotide messenger RNA. The record is from the annotation of a GenBank genome assembly. Lineage: Eukaryota; Viridiplantae; Streptophyta; Magnoliopsida; Malpighiales; Salicaceae.
AUGAUCUCCUUGAGCAUCCAUGAUUAUGUUAUGGUUUUGGAUGACCUCAAAAGGAAAGUUCAAUGCAUGCAUGUGGCUAUUGCCUUCGGAUGUUGCUCAAGCGAACUAUUCAGGAAGCAAAUUGAAAUUGUUGAAGCCAAAGGCAAGAGUCUUGCUCGAGAACUAGACCAGCAUGGGCAGUAUGGUGGUGACUCACAAGCACCAAUUUCGAAGGAAUUUGUUGAGUUCUUCCUCGAAAUGGGGAUUGUGUUAAGAAUUAAGCUUGCUGAUCUUGGUUCACCAAGUUUUCAGAAGAUGCUUGGUGAAAUCACUUCUGAUGAACUAGAAGGUGGGAUGCUAGAAGAGCAACUGAAGAAUAUUGUGCAAGAAAAACUUGACCAAAAGAGCCAAACAUCGGCUACAACCAGCUAUACGAUCCUGAUGGAUGAAUGGAUAAAUGAAAAAGGUUGA